This is a messenger RNA of Iphiclides podalirius (scarce swallowtail), 309 nucleotides long. Lineage: Eukaryota; Metazoa; Arthropoda; Insecta; Lepidoptera; Papilionidae. The record is from the annotation of a GenBank genome assembly.
AUGGCAGCCGCUGUUAAACGUCUUAUUCCAUUGCUGGAUCGUGUUUUAAUCAAGAGAGCUGAAGCAGUUACGAAAACUGCAGGCGGCAUCGUUAUUCCAGAAAAGGCCCAAUCUAAAGUUCUACACGGUGAAGUGAUUGCUGUUGGUCCUGGCGCAAGAAAAGAAAAUGGCGAGUUUGUUCCCGUGUUAGUGAAAGUCGGGGACAAAGUUCUUCUACCGGAAUACGGCGGUACAAAAGUAUCCCUUGAAAAUGAUGAAAAGGAGUAUCAUCUUUUCAGAGAAUCAGACAUUUUAGCAAAGAUUGAAAAU